AAGCUGCCCCUCGUCGGGGUCGAGUCCGCGGACGGCGCCAAGGAUGGCCAGGCAGUCAUGCAAGACUCCGUGCGCUACGAGGCAUUGUCCGAUUUGGUUACUUUCCUGGAUGCGAGUGCUUUCAGCGGCGUCCGCGCCCCAGGCGCAAGCCUCGAUUCAGAUGAUGCGGCCAAGAUGUCCGUCGAGCUGUCUUUGUUCUUCUUGCAGAUGGUGGUUCAGGUCAAAGGCCGCGUCGGAGUUGCGGCGUCGCAGCACGGCCACCUCUUCGCCGAGGCGGACGGGCCAGCCGCGACGCUGGAGGUCUUGUUCUGCGCGCGCGAGCGCGCCCAGUGCAUCGUCGCCGAGAGCGCGAUCAAAGUGGGGUUCUGCAAGACGGAGUUGCUCAACAGGAUGUCGGCGAUCAUCCACAGCCAAGUGUUUGAAUUCAGAAAGAUCAGGCCCGGCUGGGGCACCGUGCGCGGCCAGGAGACGGGGGCGCUCAACGAGGAAUUCGCGCUCAAGCAGUUCAGCAAUUUGGAGGUGGUGGUGCACUGGUACAACCUC
Messenger RNA from Prorocentrum cordatum, 543 nucleotides. The record is from the annotation of a GenBank genome assembly. Lineage: Eukaryota; Dinophyceae; Prorocentrales; Prorocentraceae.